Molecule: messenger RNA, 1041 nt
Organism: Mus pahari (shrew mouse)
Lineage: Eukaryota; Metazoa; Chordata; Mammalia; Rodentia; Muridae
Product: cytochrome c oxidase assembly protein COX19
Exons: 3
Coding region: 59-337 (92 amino acids)
Biological process (GO): mitochondrial respiratory chain complex IV assembly
Cellular component (GO): mitochondrial intermembrane space
Source: RefSeq, a predicted model, not a curated record
UCGGUGUUCAGCCUUCUGCCCUGCGUCGCCGACGCUCUCCGCUCUGGAUUUCGCCGUGAUGUCGACCGCAAUGAACUUCGGGACCAAAAGCUUCCAGCCGCGGCCCCCAGAUAAAGGCAGCUUCCCGCUCGACCACUUCGGUGAAUGUAAAAGCUUUAAAGAAAAAUUCAUGAAGUGUCUCCGUGACAAGAAUUAUGAAAAUGCUUUGUGCAGAAAUGAAUCUAAAGAGUAUUUAAUGUGCAGGAUGCAAAGGCAGCUGAUGGCACCGGAGCCGCUAGAGAAGCUCGGCUUUAAAGACAUAAUGGAAGGGAAGCCAGAGGCAAAGGAUGAAUGUUGAGAAGAAAGCCACAGGGCUGUGUCCCCUGCCUGGAGCAGAGCUGAGCCCUUCUGCCCGCAGUGCAGGGGGACCUGACACUCAGCCCACGCUGCUCUGUGCAGGGGCUCUCCCUCUCCAUGGGGACUUUGGAACAUGGCUCAGCCCUGCAGCACACACUGAAGUGUUUCCUCUGCUGACUUCGGUUCCCCUCUAGAGAGUGUGUUUUUCUUCCGUCUGUGUGUCACAGGAUCCGUCAGGGCUGAACACCGCUGUGAUUGGAUACCCUGCCCAGUGUGGCUGUCACACCUCAGAGCCCCAGACAGCAUCCCACAGCGACUCAGCCUGUGACAGACCUGAGUCCUUACACCGGAACCUGUCAGUGAAACCAAGCGACAGCAAGAUGUCCGCCUUUUGUGCUCACAGACUCAUAUCAGCUGGCUUCCCUGUCUCUGUUUUCUCCUUUGAACAAAACUGGAAUACAAAGUAGGAAGUGAGAAACGGUUUGGCUUUUGACAUAUUUGACCUCUUGUUUUAAGUGUCUUGAGACAGGGUCUCAAACUCCCUAUGUAGCCAAGGAUGGCUUUAAACUCUUGAUCCUUCUGCCUCGUGUCUGGGGUACUGGGGAGUGGAACCCAAGGUUGCCUACAGACUAGGCAAGAACUCUACGGGCUGAACCAUGUCUCUAGCACACUUUCUUGCUUUUUAAAUUACAUUUUAUUUAUUUA